Molecule: messenger RNA, 1461 nt
Organism: Hansenula ciferrii
Lineage: Eukaryota; Fungi; Ascomycota; Saccharomycetes; Phaffomycetales; Wickerhamomycetaceae
Gene: RVB2
Product: RuvB family ATP-dependent DNA helicase reptin
Exons: 1
Coding region: 1-1461 (486 amino acids)
Biological process (GO): chromatin remodeling; regulation of transcription by RNA polymerase II; box C/D snoRNP assembly
Cellular component (GO): Ino80 complex; R2TP complex; Swr1 complex
Molecular function (GO): ATP hydrolysis activity; DNA helicase activity; ATP binding
Source: RefSeq, a predicted model, not a curated record
AUGUCCAUCCAAACAAUCAACCAGAACAAGGAUUUGAAAGGGCUCUCGCUCAUAGCAGCACACUCACACAUCUCAGGUUUAGGUCUUGAUGAUAAUUUACAACCAAGAGAUCAAUCAAGUCAAGGUAUGGUUGGUCAAUUCAAGGCAAGAAAAGCUGCUGGUGUGAUUUUGAAAAUGGUGGAAAAUGGUACCAUUGCAGGUCGUGCUGUUUUGGUUGCUGGUCCUCCUUCCACAGGUAAAACUGCUAUUGCUAUGGGUCUUUCACAAUCAUUAGGUAAAGAUGUUCCAUUUACUGCAAUUGCAGGUUCAGAAAUUUUCUCAUUAGAAUUAAGUAAAACUGAAGCUUUAACCCAGGCUUUUAGAAAAUCUAUUGGUGUUAAAAUUAAAGAAGAAACUGAAUUGAUUGAAGGUGAAGUUGUUGAAAUUCAAAUUGAUAGAUCUAUAACUGGUGGUCAUAAACAAGGUAAAUUAACAAUUAAAACUACAGAUAUGGAAACUAUUUAUGAAUUAGGUAAUAAGAUGAUUGAUGGAUUAACUUCUGAAAAAGUUUUAGCUGGUGAUGUUAUUUCUAUUGAUAAAUCUUCAGGUAAAAUCACUAAAUUGGGGAGAUCUUUUACAAGAUCAAGAGAUUAUGAUGCAAUGGGUCCUGAUACAAAAUUUGUUCAAUGUCCUGAAGGUGAAUUACAAUCACGUAAAACCGUUGUUCAUACAGUUUCAUUACAUGAAAUUGAUGUUAUAAAUUCAAGAUCUCAAGGAUUUUUAGCUUUAUUUAGUGGUGAUACAGGUGAAAUUAGAUCUGAAGUUAGAGAUCAAAUUAAUACAAAAGUUGCAGAAUGGAAAGAAGAAGGUAAAGCUGAAAUUGUUCCAGGUGUAUUAUUCAUUGAUGAAGUCCAUAUGUUGGAUAUAGAAUCUUUUUCAUUUAUUAAUAGAGCUUUAGAAGAUGAAUUUUCUCCAAUUGUUAUAAUGGCAACUAAUAGAGGUGUUACAAAGACCAGAGGUACAAACUAUAAAUCUCCUCAUGGUUUACCAUUAGAUUUAUUAGAUAGAUCGAUUAUUAUUCAAACUUCAAAUUAUAAUGAAUCAGAAAUUAAACAAAUUUUAUCAAUUAGAGCUCAAGAAGAAGAAGUUGAAUUACAAUCUGAUGCAUUAAAUCUUUUAACUAAAAUUGGCCAAGAAACAAGUUUACGUUAUGCAUCAAAUUUAAUCUCAGUUUCAAAUCAAUUAGCUUUGAAAAGAAGAAGUGAAGUUGUGGAAUUACAAGAUAUUAAUAGAAGUUAUAUAUUAUUUUUAGAUUCUGCAAGAUCUGUUUCAUAUUUACAAGAAUUUUCUGAUCAAUAUAUUGAUGAUUCUGGUAAUGUUAACAUUGGUGGUCAAAAAUCACAAACUGAAACUCAACAAUCACAACAACCACAAGAAGCAACCACUACAAAUAAUGGUGAUGCUAUGGACACCAGUAAUUAG